Molecule: messenger RNA, 3681 nt
Organism: Salvelinus fontinalis (brook trout)
Lineage: Eukaryota; Metazoa; Chordata; Actinopteri; Salmoniformes; Salmonidae
Product: zinc finger protein 557-like
Exons: 2
Coding region: 267-1013 (248 amino acids)
Biological process (GO): regulation of transcription by RNA polymerase II
Cellular component (GO): nucleus
Molecular function (GO): RNA polymerase II cis-regulatory region sequence-specific DNA binding; DNA-binding transcription factor activity, RNA polymerase II-specific
Source: RefSeq, a predicted model, not a curated record
ACGUAUAAUCUAGUGGACGGGACGCUCCUUCAACAACAACAGCUAGUCAACCACCUCCGUAGCUUUCUAGCAAACAUAGCUACAACAUUCACGCGCUUUACGCUGUUUUUGGUGUAUAUUAGUCGCUGUGUAUUAAACACACUUCUGUCGUAUGUACUUGUUGGCCCAUUGAAUUAUAUAUUUACGUUGUUUGUCAGCUAGCUGGUUUGCUAAAUUAGCUUAGAACUAGGCUAGUCGCUAAUGCUAACUAGCUAACAUCUCCGACCAUGAGUUCACUAAGCUACUCUCCUCCUGCUAAAGAAGAUGAGAUCUGCUGGACGGAGAAAGAAGCUCUCUUCAAAGAGGAGGCUGUUAUAGUGAAAGAAGAAGAGAAAGACGUUUCAGUGAAAGAAGAGGAAGACUCGUUCAGAGUGAAAGAGGAGGAGAAUGGUACAGUAAAAGAAGAGGUGGAUGCAUUUUUUGGACUGAAAGAGGAGGAGGGGGAGAUGACUGUCACGUCCAAAAAGGAGGAGGAAACUGGAUAUCUGGGCCCGGUUUCCCAAACUCAUCUUAAGGCAUCCAAUGGUUCUAACGAUGAACUUAGCCGUAAGAUGGUUUUGAGAAACCGGGCUCUGAUUAACACUAGAGAGAGAAGGGACUAUCGUGGAUCCUCUGGGGAGCCUCAACAACCUCAUGGUGCUGACGAGGCAGAGAAGCGUCUCUCCACAUCAGAACACCUCAAGAAACACCAGCAGCAACCCACAGGGAAGAAAUCUCACCACUGCUCUCACUGUGGGAAAAGUUGCAAAUCUUCAUCAGAACUUAAAAUACACCUGAGAAUUCACACAGGAGAGAAACCGUUUGGCUGUGAUCAAUGUGGGAAGAGUUUUACUCGGCUACAAACCCUGAAAUCACACCAGAGAAUACACAAUGGAGAGAAACCUUAUAGCUGUGAUCAAUGUGGCAAGAGUUUUACUACAUCUAGCUAUCUAACUAUACACCUGUUGAACACACACAUGAGAGAAACCGUAUAGCUGUGAUCAUUGUGGGAAAAGUUUUACUACAUCUAGCUAUCUAACUAUACACCAGAGAACACAUACAGGAGAGAAACCAUAUAGCUGUACUCAAUGUGGGAAGCGUUUUACUCAGCCAGACAGCCUGAUAUUACACCAGAGAACACACACAGGAGAGAAACCUUAUAGCUGUGAUCAAUGUGGGAAGAGUUUUUCAACAUCUAGCAUUCUCACUAUACACCAGAGAACACACACAGGAGAGAAACCAUAUAGCUGUGCUCAAUGUGGGAAGAGUUUCUCUACAUCUAGCUAUCUCACUAUACACCAGAGAGCACACACAGGAGAGAAACCAUAUAGCUGUAAUCAUUGUGGGAAGAGUUUUACUCAGCUAAACAGCCUGAUAGUACACCAGCGGACACACACAGGAGAGAAACCUUAUGGCUGUGAUCAAUGUGGAAAGAGUUUUGGUACAUCUGGCUGUCUGAAGACACACCAGAGAACACACACAGGAGAGAAACCUUAUAGCUGUGAACAAUGUAGGAAGAGUUUUUCUACAUCUAGCUAUCUCACUAUACACCAGAGAACACACACAGGAGAGAAAUCUUAUAGCUGUGCUCAAUGGGGGAAGAAAUACCCUGAAAUACUCUGAUAUAAGAUCUCUGAUUAAACAUCAGAAAAUACAUGAAGGAGUUGUUUCAUGAUAUCAAUGAAAGAAUGUUAACACAUUGUAGAAGGAUUAUUCUAUUGAUUUUAGCCUCAGGGGAAAAAUGUAGGCUCUGAAUUGAAAGAGUACUAUUUAUGAGAUUUAACAAAAAGUGACUAACACAAAAAGAGUUGUUACACUUACCACGUUGGUGACCCAAAAUCAAAAUGAAUCAAAAUGAAACACUUCAAAAUGUAGCUAGUUGUUUUCUACAAAUUGUCUUCUAACCAGUGAUGUACACAUUUUUCCCAGAUUCCGUGUGGUUUUUGCUGUGUUAGUUUUAACAGGACGUGCAACCUCAUCUCCCUCUUCUCGGCACAAUUGAUUUCAAUAUGAUAUCGAUGAGUGAUGACAAUAAGUGUUGCGUUCCUUUGUUUAGCAACCCCAACAUUUAAAUGCAUCACUCCAAAAUAUAGCUGACUGUCUUCUGCAGGUUGUCCUCUAACCAGUGAGGUAAAAUAUAUCUCCCAUUUCCAUGUGUUUUUUUUAGUUGUGUUAGUUUCAACAUCACGUACAACCUGAUUUUCCCCCUAAUUGAUAUCAGUGAUUUAUUGCUUCUUGUCAAAACAACAGCGUUUCUGGUACUUGUGCAGUUUAUAAGGUGCUUGUUUUAAAAAUACAAGUAAUGUGAUUAUUGUGGCAGAUGUUUGUGUAUAUAGCACAUUUUAUGUUUAGGUUUUAAAUUUAUCCCAAACUCUUUGUGCAUAUUGGUUAUUGAUUUGGACACAUUAAAACUGUGUUUUGACAUUGGGCUAUCCCACCUAGCACAAUGUAAUUGGAGACUUUGAAAAUAAGACUAUGCAAUCAAAUAUUUCAUAUUUACAUUUCAUGUAACAUUUAGUAAUAAUAAUUAUUCAUGCAACCAACUUACAAUUUUUGGUACAAUUAUAUUGACAUUGUUGCCCUGCUUUUAGAAUAUCAGGGUUCAUUCUCAGAUGUGCCAACCCAAAUGUACUAGAGCAUGACAUUGGAGACUGGGCCCCGAUCCAACAACAUGACUAUCUAGUGAACUCUGAAAAGAGAGAGAAGCUCUGCAGUGAGGUGAAAAGUUUCUACGGAUAUUAAGGAGCUAGUUCUAGAAGCUAGUGAGUUUUAGGAAGACGAGAGUUCUAGAAGCUAGUGAGUUUUAGGAUUCUAUAGAAAGAAAAAGGAGAAAAGAUACGAUUGUAUAUUAUUAUUUAGAAAUGUGUUAUUUCUUGUUUUUAAUUGUUGAUAGCCAGUAGACACCAUGUUUAUAUUGUGGAAGGUGAAGCAUUGUAGUUGAUUAUAAUGUGAAAUGGAAGUUUUCUGUUGGUGGUGAGCAAACUUAUAAAAUAUAGGAUAUAUUUGUUGUCUUAAGGAGGAAGGUGUUACAGGCUUUGGUUUUUCCAUUUAUGUUUUGAGGUUGGACUUUAGCACAUAGGGCGCACUUAUUGGUGUCACCUCGUUAGUCAGUAUGUGUUACACCUGUGCUGGCUUGUCCAUCUCGUUAGUGGGAAGGUGUUUCACCUGAGCUGGUCCAGGUUCUAUUUAAGAGUGUCUGGCCCAGUGCUCCAGUUGUCUUGAUAGAUGUGGAGAGUCAACACCUUUAGUUGCUCCACCUUUUUGGUUUACUUUCUGUCUGUAAGUUUGGUGUGGGUUUUCCUUUUGUUUGCCUCUUCUUGGGCAGAUUUAGUGGGUCUCAUGGUUGGUGUCUUUUAGGUCCCAGUUGUUGUUACUAGUCAACUUUCAGUCGACACCCCCAUAGUGUCUUUGAGAACCCCUCCUAAAAAACAAGCUUAUAUUUAGGGUUGGAUAUUGCAUCCAAUUAGUGUUUUAAUCAAUGGCAUUUCCUUAGAAUGCUCAUUGGUCUUUCAGUUGUUAAUCUUCUGUUUUUUUUAUCCUGUUAUUUUUGUGUAUGAAAUAUUUCUGUUUAUUUUCAUUGUUUUCUCCUGUGAAGCCAUUGUGUUGCAUCCAUGUCUGAAAUGUGCUGUAUAAAUAAAGCUUGAUUUGAUUUCAACAAAUGAA